This is a messenger RNA of Cicer arietinum (chickpea), 2291 nucleotides long. RefSeq lists its product as uncharacterized. Gene Ontology annotation, cellular component: transcription factor TFIIIC complex. Gene Ontology annotation, biological process: transcription by RNA polymerase III. The record is from RefSeq and is a predicted model, not a curated record. Gene Ontology annotation, molecular function: protein binding. Lineage: Eukaryota; Viridiplantae; Streptophyta; Magnoliopsida; Fabales; Fabaceae.
GGGAACCAUUUUCAAGUGCAGAGAACAAGAUAAUAUUCCUCAUGCCAAUUAUUGUCUUAUAAGAGCAAUUAAAGCAGACCCCGAAGAUAGUUCUCUUAGAAGUCAUCAAGCAAUGUUUUAUGCUGAACUUCAAGAUUAUCAAAAAGCUGCUGUGGCAUAUGAACAAGUAUAUCAACUUUGUUCUGAAAAUGUUGAUGCACUAAAAGCAGCAGCUAAGUUCUACCAAAAGUGCGGUCAAGUUGAACGCUCAGUUUUCAUUCUCGAAGACUAUCUGAAGAGUCAACCAGAUGGAGUACAUGCAAGUGUAGUUGAUCUACUCAGUAACAUAUUAAUGGAAAUUAAGGCGCAUGACAGAGCUCUUCAGUACAUUGAACGAUUUCAAAUUGGGGGAAAAGAAUUGCCCUUAAAUUUGAAAGUUAAAGCUGGAAUCUGCCAUGUUCAUCUUGGAAACAUGGAGAUUGCUCAGGUUUUCUUUAAUGAUUUGAAACCGGAGAAUGCAAACACACAUAGUGACUUGAUCACUGAGGUUGCGGAUUCAUUAAUGGGUCUUGGACAUUUUAGUUCUGCAUUGAAUUAUUUUCUGAUAUUGAAAGGAAAUAGUAAAACUGAAAAUGGUCUUCUGUAUUUGAAAAUUGCUAGAUGUUAUCAAUCCUUGGGAGAAAGGUUACAAGCAAUUCUCUCUUUUUCCAAAGCCCUAGAGACACUACAAGAUGAUGUCGAAGCACGCAUAACUUUGGCUUCCCUUCUAGUUGAGGAAGGGAAAGACAAUGAUGCCAUUUCCUUGCUGUCUCCUCCGAAGGAUUCUGACUCGGGUGAAGCACAUUCUGAAAAGUCAAAUAGAUGGUGGGUUGAUGUGAGAAUUAAACUUAAGCUCUGCAAAAUAUUUCAGAAUAGAGGGAUGCUUAAUGAUUUUGUGGAUGUAAGUUUCCCUCUGGUACAUGAAUCGCUGCAGGUUGCAACUCAUAGACAACAGGGUACAUCAAAAAAGCGCCUCUCUAAAAGAGAUCUGAUUAAAAGGGUGAGGCUACUGGGUGGUCCAGAAACAGAUACUUUGCUUCAAGGAUUCAGGCCCCUAGCUUCAGCAUCUGAUCUGUUGAAAGCUUCCAGAGCAAAAAAGUUGCUCCAGAAGAAGGCAAUUGAGAAGGAGAAAAAAAAAGCCGAGGCAGUAGCUUCUGGAAUUGAUUGGCUAAGUGAUGAUUCAGAUGAUGAGCCUCAGAAACCAAACACAGAACCGCCCUUGUGUAAUCUUCACAAAGAUGAAGAAUAUCACCAGUUAAUUAUUGAUUUGUGUAAUGCAUUAGCAUCCUUGCAAAGGUAUAGGGAAGCAUUAGAGAUUAUUAAUAUCACUGUAAGAUCGGCUCAUAUUUCUCUGUCUGCUGAGAAUAGUAAGAAGCUUCGAUCUCUUGGAGCUCAAAUGGCAUACAACACCACAGAUCCUAAACAUGGUUUUGAUUGUGUAAAAGACAUUGUUCAACAACAUCCACAGAAUGUUGCAGCUUGGAAUUGCUACUACAAGGUCAUAUCUAGAUUGGAAAACCGAGAUACGAGACACGACAAAUUUUUGCGUAAUAUGCAAGGAAAAUUUGUUGAUUGUGUGCCUCCUAUCCUCAUUUCUGCACAUCAGUUUACUCUAUGUAGUCAUCAUCAAGACGCAGCAAGAAAAUACCUUGAAGCUUAUAAACUUUUGCCCGAGAAUCCCUUGGUUAAUCUUUGUGUUGGAACGGCCUUGAUCAACGUGGCGCUGGGUUUCAGGCUUCAAAACAGGCAUCAGUGUGUUGUACAAGGUUUAGCAUUCCUCUACAAUAAUUUGAGGAUCUGUGAGAACAGCCAGGAAUCUUUAUACAACAUAGCUCGGGCAUACCAUCAUGUUGGUCUUGUGACACUGGCAGCAAUAUAUUAUGAGAAGGUGAUUGCUAUUAAUGAGAAAGACUAUCCAAUUCCAAAACUUCCCAAUGAGAAUAUUGAUAUCUCUGAAAAUCAUAAACCUGGUUACUGCGACCUUCGCAGAGAGGCGGCUUACAAUUUGCAUUUAAUCUACAAAAGGAGCGGGGCUCUUGAUCUUGCUAGGCAAGUUUUAAAAGAUCAUUGUUCCUUUUGAGGUUACAUGUUCCUUACAAACUGCAAAUCAUCUUCAGGGUUAGUAUAUGGAAUUAUAUUAUGUGCUCAUAAAAUUAGAGUGCUCAGUGCGUUUUAUGCCCAUAUAUGAAUAUAUAUAUAUAUGCACACAUAUAUUUCAUCAUCUUUGCUCUAUAUUCUGACUUUUUAUAAAAACUUCGCAACACUUGUAUGUA